AUGUAUUCGUUCAUUCGUAUCAUUAGAGCCCCCGCGCACUUGGCAGCCUGUCUGCGGCAGCCAGUCGAACAUAUGACGGCGUAUAGGACCCCGCGUACUAGGCAGCCAUGGCUGCUUUACUGUGGCUGCCAUCAGAACGCGCCUGAUUGCACGGCAGCCCGUUGGCUGCGCGCAGCCAGAGCGAGUGUAGGCGAAUGUAUGUGGCUGUCGUCAGUCUCCGCGCACUUGGCUGUAGCAGCCAGAUGUAUUACCAUAUGUAAGGAA
Molecule: messenger RNA, 264 nt
Organism: Brenthis ino (lesser marbled fritillary)
Lineage: Eukaryota; Metazoa; Arthropoda; Insecta; Lepidoptera; Nymphalidae
Source: the annotation of a GenBank genome assembly